This is a messenger RNA of Bacidia gigantensis, 1110 nucleotides long. RefSeq lists its product as uncharacterized. The record is from RefSeq and is a predicted model, not a curated record. The transcript has a single exon. The coding region runs from base 1 to 1110 and encodes 369 amino acids. Lineage: Eukaryota; Fungi; Ascomycota; Lecanoromycetes; Lecanorales; Ramalinaceae.
AUGGCUACCUUGUCUCCUAUACAUGCUGACAAGCAGCAGGCUAUGUAUAUCAUUGUCAUAUUCUCCAUCUGGGUUCAAUGUCUCUGGGGCAACAACUAUGUCACACCGGACGAUGUGGUUGACUGGACGCCGAACGACUUCCACUGGGCAAUUGAAGGUGCCAAAUGGGGCGUUGCGAUGGAAGUUUGCAAAGUGUCCACGGUCUGGGGCUGCAAAGCUUGCCUCCUAAUACUCUAUGCGGCAAUGACCAAAGGUCUGCCCAAGUAUCGAAAAGCUGUCUGGGCUGUCGCAAUAUACGUUGCUGUCGGGUAUGUUAUCGUCAUGUUCUGCUAUUUUCUGGCCUGGUGCAAGCCAUUCAGCGCUUACUACGACACGAUUCCUCUUCCUCCGGACCAAUCAGAAUGUAUGACCUACAGACACCACAUGAUCCUUGACGCAUGUUUCAACAUUACCUCAGAUGCGAUCAUGCUAUGUCUACCCAUCCCAUUGGUGAUCAAAGCAAAGGUGCCGUUGAAGAGGAAGCUUGUCCUCGUGAGCGUCUUCGGUCUGGGUGCCCUUGUGAUUCUCUGCGCGAUCCUUAACCGCGUUACAAAUUUCACAGCGCCAUAUGGCUCUUUGGUCUAUCUGAACUGGUAUGCGGGUGAAACGGCUACGGCGGUGAUCGUUGCCAACGUUCCCCAUCUCUGGGCACUUAUCUCCCGCGUCUUCAGACUUGGCACCUUCAAAGAUACCUCUGCCCAAAAGGGAUCCAAUCAAUACCCUCUACGUUCUCACCGUAGCAAUGCGCAUAUUGUCAGCGCCCGACGGACUAAAUUCGAUGUCGAUGGCUAUAUCCCAACUGGCAGUGAAGAGCGAAUCGCAACCACUGGGGUAAAAGAUCCUGAAUGGGGGUAUACCAAGAAAAUGGAGUCUGACUCCAGCAAUGAAGAUCUGGAAUACGGGUCCGGGUAUACGACUACUCAUGUCAAGGGUGGAGGCAAGGAUGGCAACACAGGCGUCUCUGUCAGGGAGCAAGAGCUAGGCGGGUGGGAAAACGACCAUCCUGAAUCCAACAGGUCAGGUGCGAUCGUCAAGACCGUCCAGAUGAACCAGUACACAAGCAAUCAAUGA